Molecule: messenger RNA, 1829 nt
Organism: Trichogramma pretiosum
Lineage: Eukaryota; Metazoa; Arthropoda; Insecta; Hymenoptera; Trichogrammatidae
Gene: Ubc6
Product: ubiquitin-conjugating enzyme E2-17 kDa
Exons: 5
Coding region: 319-774 (151 amino acids)
Biological process (GO): protein polyubiquitination; proteasome-mediated ubiquitin-dependent protein catabolic process; DNA repair
Cellular component (GO): HULC complex
Molecular function (GO): ubiquitin conjugating enzyme activity
Source: RefSeq, a predicted model, not a curated record
UCGACGAGUCUCCGCGAUUCUUGCGAUCGCCAACACAUUUGCCUAUAUAGCCGAGAUAUACGUAGUGUGUCCCGUCGACUCUAGUGUGUGUUAGUGCGUGCGAACUCGGCUGUGUGUGUCCGUGUGUCUGUGCGUGAUUAUACGAGCAGUCCGAAGAGAGAGAGAGCAAGACAGAAGAUUGAAGAGACUCGACUGCUGCUGCUGUGUGCUACUAUACUGUUUGCUGCAAAAAACUGCUGUCAGAGAUACUACGCGUAAAAAGACCUUCGUCUAGAAGUUUACAUAUAACGUAUUCGUAGAUAGAGUUAAUUCAAUAACAUGUCGACACCCGCGAGAAGACGACUCAUGCGAGAUUUCAAGAGAUUACAAGAAGAUCCACCAACAGGAGUUUCAGGAGCACCAACCGAUAAUAAUAUUAUGAUUUGGAAUGCUGUUAUAUUUGGACCACAUGACACACCAUUUGAAGAUGGAACGUUCAAACUCACAAUAGAAUUUACAGAAGAAUAUCCCAACAAACCACCAACGGUUAGAUUUGUUAGUAAAAUGUUCCAUCCCAAUGUUUAUGCAGAUGGUGGUAUAUGUCUUGACAUUCUUCAAAACCGUUGGAGUCCUACGUAUGAUGUGUCCGCAAUUUUAACUUCUAUACAGUCGCUGUUAAGUGACCCAAAUCCAAAUUCACCCGCUAAUUCGAUGGCGGCACAACUGUACAAAGAGAAUCGGCGCGAGUACGAGAAACGAGUGAAGGCUUGCGUGGAGCAGAGUUUUGUGGAUUAGUUGGAGGCAAGAAUACGCCGCUGUCGCAGUAGCAACUUAAGGUUAUGUCAGUAUACCGUAUCCUUACUGGCAGCUGACACAAACUACAACAUGCUGCAACAGUGUCUACAAGGUGUACCAAGGAUAAGAAGAGAGUUCAUGUGCCACUCUUUAAAUUGGAGCUAAUGCCGUGUGCUUUAGUUUUACAAAUGUGUCAACUUCCCAAGACUUUAAUUCCAACACCAAUACUGUAUCUUAUCCUUUGUUCUUGCACACACCUUAAACAUAAAUAAUUACAUCAUUACUGUAGUCCAUGUUAAAAACUGAUUACAAAUUUUAUAGUUCUGUUUCAUUUUUAGUAUUUUUUCAUAUGCAUUGUUUUGAUAUAAGUAAAUAUGAAAAUGAACUUUUAAUCUACUUCCUAAAUUGAUGAAAUCAUAAAUUCAAGAUAACUAUUUGACAAGUUGGUUAUAAUGAUGCUGCAACAUCAAUUGAUUAACUUUCAAAUAAAUCAUACUGAUAUUUAUUUUUAAAAGUACAUCAAAUUUCUAAAAAAUUUCUUUGAUAGUUGUUCAUAUUAACAAUGUUUAAUUAUGGAAUUUAAUUAUAAUUCAAUUUGAUAUCUUGCAUCAUGAAGAUAACAUUCAAUAGCAAACAACCCUAAUAAAUUUAGAUAGAAUUUCAAAGGUGUUGUAGAAUAAAUUAAAAACUUAAUUUAUUUGUUGGAAUACCUUAGUGAUAUUAAAAAAAGAUGUGAAUGGUGAUAAGGGAUGAGCUUUACAUUGCAGGAUUCAAAAUUUUAGAAGUUUGAAUUGAAGCCAGUUUUUCUUUUUCAAUUCUGCUUUUUGUACAAGCUCUGAAUAAAAUUAUAACAAGAGACACAAGUGACGCUGAUGUAAAAAGAAGUGUAAAACUGUUAUUUUGAUUACAAUUGUCAUUUCAAUAAAAAAUAUUGCUAUAUCUAUUAGAAUUUUAAGUGAUGUACUUUCAUAGUACAGUUAAAUUAACUCACUUAUUUAUCAUAAUUUAAAUUACAUACGUAAAAGCAUAAAAUAAAUGCAUAAUUUGACUUUGUA